This is a messenger RNA of Cyphellophora europaea CBS 101466, 1527 nucleotides long. RefSeq lists its product as uncharacterized. NCBI's taxonomy places the organism in Eukaryota, Fungi, Ascomycota, Eurotiomycetes, Chaetothyriales, Cyphellophoraceae. The record is from RefSeq and is a predicted model, not a curated record. The transcript has 2 exons. The coding region runs from base 1 to 1527 and encodes 508 amino acids.
AUGGAGAAAGGACGUCAAGACAAGCUUCAACGUGUCCAAGGGCACCGCUCUUCUAAAGGCUGCCAGACCUGCAAACAUCCAAACCCUCCUCCUACCCCUACCAAGUUCGUGGCGUUUACGCUUACCAAGACACCGGCUCCAGCUUUACAACUUCCACCCUACGAGCGGCGAACACUCCAUCAUUUUCAAAGUCGCACCCUCCACCAAAUUCAGGGGCCGUUCAAAUCCGAUUUUUGGUCCGUCAUCGUGCCUCAGCUAGUGCAACAUGAUGCGAUUGUCCGUUAUGCUGUCUUCGCGUUGAGUCAAAUGCAUGAACACUACCUGGAUCAAGCAUUCGCCGUGUCGAGUUCAAUCAACUAUGCUCUGCAUUACUAUCAGAAAGCCCUACGACAGAUCGUGAGGCUCAAAUCGCCAGAUGCCUCGUUUGAUUCAAUUCUGAUUGCAUGUAUGGUCUUCUGUGUUUUUGAAAGCCUGCGAGGGGGAUUUGACGAGGCUACACAGCACGCCGUUGCCGGUGUCAAUAUAAUCGCAAGCCGGAAAAGCGCCGGCUCGUCGCGUGAUAGCACGUCUGCCAUUUCGAACGACAUACUAUUACAGCUAUGCUUAUUACUUCAAGGGCAGGUUAUGGAGGCAAAUAGCGACGAAUAUCGCACAUGGCAUCCGGAUUUACUCAAGAACCUGGACGUCAUUCCGGCCACGUUUGCAAGUGUGGAACACGCCUUGCCAUAUCUUCAGAUAAUAUCUUAUCAGGUCAUCCACCUUUUCGACAUUGCCGAAACACAUCACAAGACCGAAACCUGGAUUCCCUCCUCAGUUUCACCAAUGUUACUGGCCGAAUACACCACUCUCCGUACGAAUUUCGACGCCUGGAGCCGCGCGGCCUCGCAAAUCGAGAGCAUAGUCCGCAACGAAAGUGGUGACCAGUAUCAAGGAUAUCUGAUUCUCCAAAUAUUUCGGGCCUCCCUCAAGAUAGAUCUGGAGGUUUUUGUUCACGGCGAAACAGUCUACGAUGACUUCAAAGCGGACAACUUCGGCAUCCUGAAACUCGUCGAAGUACUGUUUCAAGUCCAAGGAGGCAGCGAUAGGCCAAGAGAUCCAAUAUCUCCACAGACAGGAGCCUACUCGCUCAGUCGUGCAGCCGCUCCGUUCACGUUCACAUCAACACUCGGCAUUGUGUCGCUGCUGUUUGAGAUCGCCACGCGGACCAACGAUUCGAUGCUGCGUAACGAAGCAUUGCAACUGAUGCGUCUGUCGAACAGGAGAGAAGGGAUCUGGGACAGUCGCGUCGCAGCCCUUCUGGCGGAGAAAGUGGUUCUGCUAAAGCAACGGGGCAAUGCAGCAGCUGAGGAGGAUCAACACAGCGGUUUCAGGUUCAUUGUCACUGACAUCCAGCUUCUGUCUGAUCAGAAGUGCAAACUAACCUAUGGGUUCAAGCGGAACCAACCAGGCACUUUCAAAUCAUUUUGGCUGGAGUCUAUUGCACCUGAAGAAGGCUCGUUGCAGACAGAAGUUAUAGAGAUAAGUUGA